CUGACAUCCUCCUUGUAUCUAUCUGCUCUACUGCCAAACAUUCACCACCUCCAUUAAUUAAAAUUAUCGUUGCUGGGUUUUAGCUUCUUCGAUAAACUUUCACCCGCAAUCGAACCUUUUUACUACCUACCUGGUAUUCAAACUUGCGCCUAUACCAUCCAACGUUGGCUUCCUAUAAAAGGGGGCGGCCCAGCCCAUACCAUAUGUGAUGACGCGGGAAGUAAAUCGGCCAGUGGACAACGAUCCUGGCAACAAUAUUCUCGAUGCCGAAAUCUUAGAUGCCCUCUGGGAACAGGUCCCAUUCCCAAGGCUACCCGCCGAUGCGCCAUCCGAGAUGAAGGAACUGGUUAUUGAUGUUGAGAAUCCCAGGAGGGUUUACGCUAUCCACCGCGCCAGCCGCCGCCACGAUCUACAGUUGAUAGUCGAGAAGUUCAUCACCCAACUGCGGUACGGGUGCGGCUUCAGCGCGUGUACUACCCCGUCUUGUUUUAGUUGCCGAAAGCGACUGGCUGGUAAAGCCCCGAUUCGUCGAUAUAACCCAACCAGUGCAAGGACUCUAGCCAUAUUCCUCGCAAGCCAGGACGAUGCCGAUGAUCGACUAUGUCCCCAUCUACACCCUCCAGCCGGUCCUAGCGACGCUAUAAAACCCCUCAUAUUCGGUUUAAAGUACACGACACCUUCCAGCGAUGCAGCUGGCCCGGUUCACGCGGGCGCUGCCAAAGUCAAAUCUCCCAAGGGGGCCCCAGGACGGGUAGCGUUAAAAAGGGGACAAACACCGGCAUCGAAUGCCUCGUCAUCCGCACAGAUGAAUCGCAAGACGACAGGCCGGAGCCAGAGCAGGCCUCCCGAAGUUGACACCACCAAGAAAAGGCAACCGUUGCGGCCCGAUGGCUUUGAUGGAGUACAAAUUACUGAAAAGUCGGUUAGCAAGGACUACCGCUCCUUCGCUGCUAACGUGUUUGGAUCUGUCGCGUUCAAGAUGUUGGAGUGGUUAACACCAAAUAAUGUCGAAACUCUGUCAAACAAAAUCUCAAUCGUAGACAGUACACUCGAGUCCAUUGAACGUUAUCGAGAAAGCACAUCUCAAUCAGGAGACCAGAGUGGGAGGACUAGCCCAACGUCUACUCCGUCGAGACCCGAUCCAGAAAACGAAGUGGGCCUUAAAAAGGCCUCUGACAUGCCUCGAUAUGCUGCCCGAGCUCUCUCGCCUAAAGGCGAUGUUACCGGAUUUUACCAGAGAGUACAUUCUGAACGCCCGGCUGUUUCUAACCCCAAUCCUCAGGGUUUACCGCCACAUCAAAGACGGACUUCGAAUGCCCGGAUUCGUCCGUCCUCUGUUUCCAAGUCGCAGACCAAGAUUGCGUCAGAGCCUUCAGUCGACUCUAUCGUAGACGAAACACCGAUCAUAUCACCCAGCGUUCCUACCCAGCCGGAGAAGGUUUCUAAAGGACUAAUUCGGCCUCCGCCAGCUAUAGCCCGGCCAGCAUCUCAGGUUGUGGAGAGCGAUAUUCAUACACUACCGGAGAGGGAAACCUUAGAUCUUCCUAGUCCUCAUUCCCGUGUAGAUGAGCACUAUCCUCAGUCGGAUGGAAAUAAUGGUGAAGAGACAUCAAGCAGUGCAGAGACUACGCGGUCCUCAGACGUACUUGAUGAUACUCAAGAUGCCCUAGAAACCACCGACAAGACGGAUACAACGUCUGAGCUAGAUAGCUACUUGCCCCAAUCGCUGGGACGGUUCAAUGUUCAAGCGAUCAAUUUCAUAUGUGAUGUUUUACAAGAAGACGCUACCUCCGAGAGGCAUAUGCUAGAGCCACCAAUCGUUGAUGAAUCGAUUAAACGGUCGUCAAAUCGGCUGAAGUCGUGGAAGAGAAAAAGAAAGUCCCACGCCCCUUAUCCACAAGACCUAAAGUUCCAGUGGAAACUAUUUGUCGAACAAAGUAUCUUCCAUGUUCUAAGCGACCCUCAAGCCGUGUUAGACUCCUUUACCAGCGCCAGUGGUAUCGUCGACUCUCAGACACUAUGGUAUUGCAUGUUACGCUUAACAAGAGUAGCACCCAACCUCGUCUUCGAUAGCCUCUGGAUUGCUUUGGCGGGUCUUUUCGCGCCGCCGAAGACCUUACAAUCUAUGAGAUCACCGACUUCAAAAAUGUUUCUUGAUGCUAAACAGUCGUUCACCAAUGUAGAGGCUGCAUCACUCAUGGCUGUAUGUUUUCACGCUUUAGUUGCCGCGGCGCCGUUAGUAAGCGAUCCAAGGCAAUUAAAUGACAUGUCUCGUAUAAGGGCCCACGGACUAUCGCUUGCCGGUGGCGGUACGGUCGCGAGACAGCCAACUUCCCUGUGUUUGCAAUAUGAAGAUGCUUUCACAGAUAGCAUGGCUCUCCGGUUGGCAAGGAGGCUACUUAGGGUAAUCCCAACGCGGCGAUACUUCGAUGAGCUGAUUGAGUUAGACUUAGAUAAAGAGGAUGGAGUUAAAGAACCUGACGUUGUUGAGUUAUUACUAUCGCAUCUCGAGUCCUCUACACCGCCGAUAUUACAUUUUUCAAAAGCCGAGCGAAGUAUGCACGAGAAAAGGGUUCCGGUUUUACUUUUGGAUUGGGCACGGGCUGUAAUGCUUCAUGAAUGGGAGGGUCAGCCAGAUGUUUCUGGAGACGGUCCCUUCGGUGGUGCCAUCUCUCUGAUGACGGCAAUGUAUCAGAAGCGUCAAUCUCUCCUCCUUGGUGACGUCCAUUUUCGCGCCGAAUACUUUGGUGACCGUCUCGACCCCAUUCAAAUGCCAGUUUCUUGGUUAUCCUUCACCUCAACUAGGCGAAAAGUUCAUUUAUUGGAUUAUCCGUACCUUUUCAAUCCUGCCUCUUUGGUUUCGUACUUUAGAGCUAUCAACUUCUGGCGGAUGAGCCGUUCUUAUGAAGAGUCCACCUCGUUACAAAGUCGAAUCAAUGCUAUUAUUGCCCCUGACAGCCUUGUCACGGAGUCGCACCAGAAAAACGUACUUCAAGAUCUCUUGAAAGUUGCAUCAUCAAAAUACCUGAUCCUUGAUAUCAGCCGUAAAAACGUGCUUCGGGAUGCCUUUGACCAGCUCUGGAGACGACAAGAACGCGAACUGUUGAGACCGUUGAAAGUUCAUCUUGGGGAAGACAGCGGGGAAGAAGGGUUCGACUCCGGCGGUGUGCAGCAAGAAUUCUUUCGUCUUGCCAUAGCUGAGGCUUUAAAUCCUACUUACGGUGCUUUCGUCAUUGAUGAUAGAACACGAAUGACGUGGUUUCAGCCCGGUUCUGUCCAGCCUGAAUGGAAAUUUGAACUAAUCGGACUACUUAUCUCGUUGGCCGUUUACAAUGGACUGACACUCCCGAUCACAUUCCCAAAAGCGCUGUACCGCAAGCUUCUGGGCGAGCCUGUCACUGAGCUGUACCAUAUCGCUGACGGGUGGCCAGACCUCGCUAACGGGCUUACCAGCGUUCUCGAAUGGAAUGAAAAAGAUGGCCCCGUAGAGGAUGUUUUCGUCCUUACUUACGAGUUUUCCACGUCUAUGUUUGGCCAGCCAGUUUCGCGAGAAAUGGAGUCAUCAAAGCCGGUAGCCUGGCCACAAUUCUCUAGCCAUCCAGAUCCUACUCUCCUUUCGGCGUCCAAUCCAGGCAGCGCACCACUUGUCACAGGCGACAACCGCAACGCUUAUGUGAGCGACUACAUCCGAUACCUAACAGAUAUCUCGGUCGCUCCUCAAUUUAACGCUUUUGCCCGUGGUUUCCGAGCUUGUCUGCACCCAAAGUCCCUGCAGCUUCUGACACCCUCAUUAUUACAAAAUCUAGUAGAGGGUACGCAGGAAAUUGACGUUGGAGAGCUCCGUCGUGCAACACGUUACGUGGGUUGGGACGCGUCGCACCGUACCGUGCGCGACUUCUGGUCUAUUGUUAAGAGAUAUGAUGACCGUAUGCGCAGGAAGUUGCUUGAGUUCGUCACCGCCAGCGACCGUGUCCCCGUUGGCGGCAUGGCCAAUAUUCAAUUCGUUGUACAAAAGAACGGCGAGGAGGAAGGCGAAGGUGGUCACUUACCUACUGCGUAUACGUGCUACGGCACCCUUCUACUCCCAGAGUACCGUGAUAAGGAGGUCCUUCGAGAGCGACUUACCAUGGCGCUUGAAAAUGCUCAGGGAUUCGGGUUCGCAUAAAUUGCACCAUGGAAA
Molecule: messenger RNA, 4180 nt
Organism: Daldinia caldariorum
Lineage: Eukaryota; Fungi; Ascomycota; Sordariomycetes; Xylariales; Hypoxylaceae
Exons: 3
Coding region: 209-4165 (1318 amino acids)
Molecular function (GO): ubiquitin-protein transferase activity
Source: RefSeq, a predicted model, not a curated record